Penicillium chermesinum is the source of this 1116-nucleotide messenger RNA. RefSeq lists its product as uncharacterized. Lineage: Eukaryota; Fungi; Ascomycota; Eurotiomycetes; Eurotiales; Aspergillaceae. The transcript has 3 exons. Gene Ontology annotation, molecular function: oxidoreductase activity. The coding region runs from base 1 to 1116 and encodes 371 amino acids. The record is from RefSeq and is a predicted model, not a curated record.
AUGACAAAUGGAAGACAAGAUGAUAAAUGGAAGACCUCCGCCGCCUGGAGGGGUUCGCAGACUGCUGAAGUCAACGGCACGAAAUCGCUCUGCUCAUUCUCACUACUCCAGUUUGGCAUCAUGCGCGAAGUCACGGUGGGCAUAGUCUCCAUUGGAGAUAUGGGGUUGGGCAUAGCCAAGCUGCUCAAGACCCACGGUUAUCGCGUGGUUACGGUGGGGGAAGGUAGGAGUGAACAUACUCUGGCACGGAUCGAAGCUGCCAAUAUCACCGCAUUGCCGACCGACGAUGAACUCGCGGUCCAGGCCGACUAUAUCCUCUCCAUUGUGCCACCAGUCAAUGCACUCGCGACGGCGGAACGCAUCGCCAAGGCUUGUAUGCGGUCGGAGACGGCUUCUAGGCGUGCUACACUAGAGGACGUAAAUGGCCAGCCAACUCGAAGUCCACUCUACCUUUUUGAGCUCAACGCUACAUCUUCCCGAUUAGCGGAGGAAAUAGGAGCACUAUUCCUUGAUCCCAGCAUGCCCGGAGAAGACCCAUGCAAGUGCAGAGUUUUGGACGGUGGCAUUAUAGGUGGACCGCCGUCUCCGAAUCCCGACGGGACCUGGAGACGACCGAGCGUGUGGACCUCCCCCCCCACGUUUGCCGGCCUCGCCGACGUCUUGAACAUGAAGGUAGUCUCGGCCCGAAUUGGAGCAGCUUCGACGUUGAAGCUCUCUUUCGCGGCGUUGACGAAAGGACUGACGGCGCUUUCUAUAUUAUCCUUCUCCACGGCCCAGCAAGAGGAGCUCCUGCCGGAGCUACUAGACCACCUGCAACAAUACUCGCCGCAUAUCGCGGCUCUAACUAGUGCUGGCGUGAUCGGGAUGAGUCCCAAGGCUUACCGCUGGGUUGAUGAAAUGCGCUACAUAGGCGAGGCAUUUGAUCGCGAGGGUUGCUGGGGCGGAGUGGGAAGGAGUGUCUACGAUGGGUUCGCAGAGGUCUACCGCACCGUGGCCGAGGAUACCAUCUUGGGACAGGAACGGGUUGGAGCGCGCCAGCGUGGAACUAAUGUGGAAGGCGCGGUCACGAUCAUCGCCGAUCGUCGACGGAAGCAAUCCGGUGACAAUGGCCCAUAA